Hymenoscyphus albidus is the source of this 1350-nucleotide messenger RNA. NCBI's taxonomy places the organism in Eukaryota, Fungi, Ascomycota, Leotiomycetes, Helotiales, Helotiaceae. The record is from the annotation of a GenBank genome assembly.
CCUCAUCCCAACUUUGCACCUUCCUUUCUCAACCAUCUGCACCCCUCAAAACGCCAAACGGAGUACGGAGGACGGAGUGCGGCUCCUUCCGGGGUCAAGGAAAUCUUUUGUGAACCUUGAACCUACACAGUCCAACAAUUUAUUUUGAACACGCCUAUCCAACGUCAAAUCUCCCAUCCCCCUUUCAAAUCCUCGCCUCACUCCUCUCCAUACCUUUCAUUUUCUAACACAGAAGUCAUCUAUCCUUACUUCUGAAAACUGAUUAAGAAAUUACCAAAAUGGCCUCACAAACCAGCGCCGUGAACAGUAACAACCUCGUCAUCCCCGUAAUUUCCCCCCUCCACCCCUCCCUAAAUCCUCGCUAACCACAUAACACAGCUCGUCGACUUCUCCAAAUUCCUCACCGGUACCCCAGAAACCCGUCUACAAACCGCCCAAUCCAUCCUCCACGGCUUCAAAACAGCCGGCUUCAUCUACCUAACCAACCACCCCAUCCCCCUCCCCACCGUCUCCAAAACCUUCGACACCUCCUCGCUCUUCUUCAAGCAACCCCAAGCCCAAAAAGACGCUCUGGGCUGGACAACCCCCGAAGCAAACCGGGGCUACGUCUCCCACGGGCGCGAAAAAGUCUCGGUCCUCACCUCGAAAGAAGAGGUCGAAGCUUCCCGCUCCCAAGCUCCCGAUUUAAAGGAGAGUAUAGAGAUUGGACGGGAGGGAGCGGAGGGGACACCGAAUAACUGGCCGGAUGCGACGAAUGACGCCGAGGCGAAGGAGUUCAAGGAUGUGAUGUUGCAUUUCCAUGACGAGUGUAAGAAAUUGCAUAUCGAAGUGAUGCGGGCCAUUGCCGUGGGAAUGGGGUUAGAGGAGAGCUACUUUGACUCGUUUACCGAUGUAGGAGACAAUACACUCCGCCUGCUACACUACCCUGAAGUCGCAAAGGGGGUCUUUCAAGCGAAUAAGUUGCAGGUUCGUGCGGGUGAGCAUACCGACUACGGGAGUAUCACGCUGCUCUUCCAGGACAAUCGGGGAGGCUUGCAGGUUAAAAGCCCGGAUGGGACGUUUGUGGAUGCUACGCCUAUUCCCGGGACGGUGGUAGUUAAUGCGGGUGAUCUGUUGGCGAGAUGGAGUAAUGACACGAUCAAGAGUACGCUCCACCGAGUCGUGGAACCGCCUGCGCCCGAAGAGGAGGAUGUCCAUCCGGCGAGAUAUAGCAUUGCGUAUUUUUGUAAUCCCAACUUUUCGCGGCUGAUUGAGGCGAUUCCGGGGACGUAUGCGUCGGAGGAGGAGAAGAAGUAUGAGGGCAUUAACUCGGGGGAGUAUUUGGUAAGGAGAUUGGCUGCUACUUAUUAA